GGCACAUUCCGUAUUCAGCUUGGCGUCCCCUCACUUUGGUCGCUUCUUUUCGGCCCCCGCUUGUCAUCUUCCGAGUGAAUAAUAGCUGCACCUGUCCGGCAUUAUUAUUAUCGGAUUUUGGAUGGAUUCGUAUUAAGUCAACUCGAGGGUUACUUGUCGUUGUAACUCGUUCGGUGGCCCCGACGCUAGUCAAGGGUCGUUGAGUUACGCGUGCCAGACUCGCUGCACCAUCAUACAUAGACGAAUCGAUCAAACGGUUGUAUACAGUCUAUAAUAUUAAAACUAUUUGGGAAAAAAACAGAGACAAUGAAAGAGCGUUACAGAAAACAACAAUUUUUGAAAAAUCUUGGAUUGCGUACAAAUAAAAACAGUAACUCGAGCGGCUAUGAUGAUCAAGACGAAACAACCCCGACUAUUAAUGAAAGCGAAUGCUUUUAUUAUUUUGAUGACAAUUUACAAGUAAUAUGCCGCGGAUGUUUCAACAAUUUUUCAUCAUGGUUAGAGUAUCGAAAGCAUUUCACUCCCAAUUGCUGCUACACGACCAGAAGCGAAUACAAAAUGAAUACAUACAACGACGUGUACAAAAUUUAUAAAUUAAAGAAAGCCAAAUCCAAGAAAAGAAUUAACAACCGUUUGAGCGUUGCUCACCUCAUGGAUUAUGAAACGUUGAACACUCGUAAAACACGUAAAAGGUGUUAUGCGAAUACCAGAGUUGUUUCGAACAAGAUGGGGAAACCGGUGUUUGCGGACAGUCACACCACCGCCGAAGAAGAAUUGAUGAAGGAAAAAUUUCUUGAUAGUACGGUAGCCAACAAUAAUGGCAAUUCGUCAAAUCCUGUGAAAAGUGUGUCGGGUUAUAAAACGGAAACAAGCUCUGACAACAACAACCUCAACAAUCGCCACCUGUGCCAUCGAGCACAAGACAUUCCAAAAAGUACAAAAAAUAAUAGUGUUCCUAAUUCGUUGAAAAUCUGGUCGGCCGUACAACCUGUAAAAACGGAAUCAAACGUUUUCGUAAAGGCGCAAACCACCGGGUCCACGUCGAAAUCGGCACCAUGCAACUCGAAAAAUCGUCCCGCUCAAAGUAAUAGUUUUCAUCAGCGACACGUUUGUGUGGCUUGCGACAAAGAGUUCCUAUCAAAAACUUCGCUUGCCACGCAUCAAGUGCGACACGUCCAAGCCGAUCGCAAUUUAUUUAGUAUUUUUAUGGCUGGCUUGCCCCAUUUACAGCGGGCAGAGUCUUCUUGAACGGAGGCGGCAACGACGAUGGCAACAAUAUUAUUUCGGUAUUCUAUUAUUACAUGUAUUGAAUCUAGUCCUCCACAUUGUGAAAGUAUAAUCUUAUAACUUUUUCUUUUAUGAUUUAGAUAAUUUUUUAAAAUAACUUGAUUUUUAACUUAAAAAAAAAAUUCCAUUUAAUGAUAUUUAAACAUAAUAAUUUUAAGUAAAAAUUCCAAUGUAGAAUCAACGAUUGUUUUAAAUGUCUUUAUUGUAUAUAUAUUGUUCCUUAAUUGUUUAAAGAAAAUCACAUUAGUUUUAUUUCCAUUGAACAAAUUAUAAUUGACACAAGAGGAAAUUCUCAGCAGUCUGUAUAAUUUUUUUCUAUUUUAUCUUGUUCCUCGAUUAUUAACAGUGUGUGUUAAACGAUUGUAUAUUUUGUUUGUAUUGUACGAGUCCUACAUGUGUAUACUUAAGAUUCCGACAGAUAAUUUUUGUAAGACGUUUCUGCGGGAAAAUUAUUGUUUGACUAUCAAACUAUAAACAAUCUUAAUUUUGUUAUUUGGUAAUAACCAAUUUUUCAAUAAAAAAAA
Molecule: messenger RNA, 1811 nt
Organism: Adelges cooleyi (spruce gall adelgid)
Lineage: Eukaryota; Metazoa; Arthropoda; Insecta; Hemiptera; Adelgidae
Exons: 6
Coding region: 307-1248 (313 amino acids)
Source: RefSeq, a predicted model, not a curated record